CUGCUCCUUGCGCACGCCGGUUUAAAUUUUAGUUUUUAGUUUAGCAAGUGUUUGGGAUCUUUGAAAAGGGCGUCACACUCGAAAGUAAAUGUUUUAAUAAAUGUGCCACUGUGUGUUUAAAAGGAAAACGGAGCCGUGCAGGAUGCACAACAAGCUGAAGCACCGUUUUGUUGAGAAUUAUUUGCAGUUGUAGAGGCAGAAUCCAGUGAAAUAGAAAUUAGCUAUAUAUUUAUUUUUCUAUUUCUGUUAAAACUAAGCUGAAAUUUAUGCAAAAACAAGCCAUUUCUUUUAAUCUCGUACACUUUGUUGCGCCCAUUCUUGAUUUAUAACGGUUUUUAUAAUGCCGUCACUCUCGCACUCGCACCCCCCAUAAAAGAAAAAGCUCUGCCAAAGAAGGAGGGACACAUCAAGAUCGACUCGAGACUCGAGUAUAGUGAAAUGUCGAACAAAUUUGUGUUUGUGUUAAAGAAUACGGUAAAUUCGUACAAGAGCGGCCGUAAUUAAGUGACAGUCUGUAAGUUAAAUAUUUUCGUAUUUAGUCGGCGGCGAGGCAAGGAGCUGACUACACAUUAUAAUAUUUUAAGCGAAAGUUAGAAAGAACAACAAAGAGUGCACCAGCUAUCAAAAAUUCAAUUCAAUUUCAAAAGCGAAAUCAGAGAAAUAAUAAUCGAACUCGGUGGGAGAAAUUGUAUUGAAAACCCAUUGAAUCAUAAUUAUUAAGCAAAACUACAAAUAUUCAGUAAAAAGAAAAAAGAAAAAAAAACAUUUAAAAAAAAUUUAAACAUCAAAAAGCCUAACAAAAAAUAUUUAGUCUUAAACACUAAGUAGGAACUAAAACAAACGCUCAAAAGCAGCAAAGAAGCAGCGAGGAAAGGCCAGAACAGCAGAAUCAACAAAGAGUUAUGUACACAGCGAGUAGAGCAGACAUGAAGAUAUUUGCCACCAACAUUGAUGCUCCGUCAUCUGAUGAGAGCAUCACAGCCACAUCCACAGGGAUGCAACAGCAACAACGGCAGCAGCAACAGCAGCGGAAAUUCAGGCAAUGUUUUGCCGCAACUGCUGCCAUGCCGAGCCAAACAGUGCUGGUGCAGCAAACGAAACAGCAGAAUGUGAGCAAUAAUACGUCUGCCAAAUACAAUAAUGCCAAUGAAAUGAGUAACAAGUCGGCGAAUCUGCUGCGACAGUCGGUCAAGUUUCAUAAUCAUACCGGCAACAAGCGCCAACAACAACAGCAACAACUCUUUGGUGGCAACAACCACUCCAUAGUGCGUAAGAACAGCGGCAACGACUCCAAUCUGCAGUCGCCGCAUUAUUUUCAACAGCAGCAACAUAUUUCGGCAGCUUCAACAACAACCAUUACCACCACCACCAACAACAACAGCGUUUUGAUGAAAAAUCAAAAUAUUCAAACAAAUGAUGCCAACAACAACGACAACAACAAUCACUCGGGCAUCAAAUUAACAACAAAAACGUCGAAAAACCACAAAAAGCGCAAUGCGCUGUCCUCAUCCUCCUCAAUGGAGUCGUCGUAUUAUCGCAGCUGUUCAGAGUCCUCCGCGGUUGGCACGGAGAAAGCGACAAUCGCGAGCACAGCUUCAACAAGUCCAAACGCGCUCGCCCAUAUUGGCGCAGAAUCGUGUUAUUCAGCAGUCAUAGAUCAGCUAAUACCAAUGCCGCAAUCGAAACUGCAAAACGGCACCAGCAACUGCAAUGAGAAACAGGUACCUCGCCAGCAAUCGCUGUGCUUUUGGAACACCAGCGAUCAAGUCUAUGUGAAGCCACAAGCAUAUGUGACAACGACAACGCAACAACAUAUGUCUGCGCUGUCCUCCAAACAAUUGGAGACUAGCAACUUAUCGGGAAUGUCGAAAACAACGCCCACAACCAUCGAGGUAGGCAGCAACAAUAAACAGUCGCAACGUAGCCUGCAAUACAAGCACCGUAGUCCAGAGCUGGAGCGCACGAACUAUCAGCAACAACAGCAGCCGCAGCAGCAGCAGUCGCAUUACUAUCAAAAUUCUUAUCCACAGCCAAAGCAGUUGACAAUUGCGUCCUUUCUGCAAAAGGAACUGCUGCCUGACAAUGAGAUUGCCAGCGAGCAGAGCAGCAGCAACAACCGUCAUAGCGCUGGCAAUAACAGGCACAGCGGUAACAACUAUUCACGCCAGCAGCAGCAGCAGCAACAGGGACAAUAUCAACGUUACGGAAAUGCACAUUAUAUUGGUGGCAGCUAUAGUCACAACAACAACCACAGCCAGAACAACAGCCACAGCUGCCAGCAACACCAGCAGCAGCAGAUGCAUCAGCAACAUGCUAAUUAUCGUCGCAAGCACAACAACAACAAUAAUAACAGCAUCGGAAUCGGAAAGAAGAUGCAUUUCGGCUACAGCAUUGCCGUAAAUGCAAAUGCAAAUGGAAGUGGUUGUGGAAGUGGCAGUGGCAACGUAGGAGGAGCACAAAUCUUGUCUGUCGGCACCCCAACCUCAACGAUAGCAACAACAUCCAGUGCUUCGGCGGCAGCGACAACUUCAAACAACUUCAAUAGACGCCUGAAGAACAACUAUUCCAACAAUUUUAAUCAUAAUGGGCAUCAUCCAUUAAUGUUGGCCACCAGCGGGCCCGUUACGACGGCACAUCAUCAGAAUUUCUACAACCUGACCUACGUCAAGGUCGAUGUAACGGACUCGCAACCGCAACCGCAACUGCCAACAGCAACGCACCUCACGGCCUCACCACAGCAGGUUGAGACGACAGCAACAGCCACCGCUGCUGCUGGUGGAGUGGAUGGAGGAGGAGGAGGAGAGCCUGUGGCCUUGACAAUGACAGGUGUGGCCAACAAACAGACGGCAGCAUUGCUCCUAACACCGGCCAUCACGCUGACGAAGCCAAUAACGCCACAGCCGAAUGGUGUCGGCAUGUUUGUGCCGCCGCCAAACACAUUGCAAUACAACGCCGCCAUACUGAGUCGCGUCAUAAUGUCGCCCGAGGUCGGUGGUGCGGGAGAUGCUGCCGUUCUGUCGCCAACCACACCCGCCAACAUGAUUAGAUGUGCCCAGCUGGACGAGGCGAUUACCGCUGCAGCAGCUAGUGAUGCUACAGCAGCAGCAGCAGAGUUACCGCUCGCUGCAGCCACUGUUGUUGCGCUGCAGAGUCCCACCUAUGCUGCUGUGCCGCUAAUGCUGCAGCCCGUCUCUGUGGAGUCACAAAACAAUAUUAAGUCGCAGCUGUUGCCCGCAACUCCAAUCGGCCAUCAACAGCAGCAGCCGCAGCAACAACAGCAACUGAUCUUUGGCUUUCCCGAUAGUUAUCCGACGGCGACGGCAGCGAUCUGGAAUCAUGUCUCCUCGCCGUGCUAUCAGACGCCUUUCGCUGCUCUCGGCGCAUCGCCCCACAGUCACAACCACCAUCAAAAUCUUAAUCCGAAUCAGGUGGAACUGCGUGAUAGUUCCGCGCGUAGUUCGAUAUCUCCCGCAUCGUCCGACUGCUCGCUGGCCUCGCUCAGUGAACCACAUUGGAGCAAUCGCAAUCGCUUGAUGGCUCCAACAAUGCAGCGUCAUCCGCCGCAACAUCAGUCGCACCACCAGCUUCAGCCGCAGCCCUAUAUGGAUCUGUUGUCGCCUACGAUGGCAUCCUCGAGCAGCACACCCUCGCCUCAGCAUCAGGCGCUGCCGCAGCCACAGUUGUCACCACAAUUGGCUGGGAUGAGUGGAAUGCAUGGAAUGCCACAAGCACAGUUACAGGCGCCACCACCGCAACCACAACAACAAUCUUCGUAUGGGCCGCCACCACUUUUGGGCGCUGGUGGACAUAACUACCACCCGCACUAUUGCGGCAACAACUGCGGCUGCGGCUCGAACUCGAAUGGAUCGAAUGCGUCGAUAUCUUCGAUGGCAUCUUCAAGCAACAUGCCCCUCGCCGGCUGGUACGAGACGAUGCUGCCACCGGAUCGGUACUUGGUACAGGCACGUAACGUGGAACUGACAGCGCAGCCGGAGCAUUUGGUGCGGAACUGUAAAUAUGAUGGACUGUCUGUGGAUAUUUGGAAACGUUUUCGCUCCGCACAGCAGACGCACAAGAUGUUCAAGUUGAAGAUGCGUCUGUGGCGUCAUCUCUGCCUCUGGAUUAACAAAGGGGUGCAUCCAUUGCAGCAGCCAAUGUUCUCGAGGUUCCGCAUCUGUUUAGUUGGCUCGACAAUAACCGGAUUUGGCACCGACUCCUCCGAUAUCGAUAUGUGUCUCCUGCCCCAACAACAGCCCCAGCAACCGGCCCCACAUCAGUACCAUUACCAUAACGAGCAACGCACCGAGGCGUUAAUUAUCCUGAACCUGUUCCACGAAGUAUUGAAGGAGACGGUUGUUUCCAACCGCCUAUCUGUAGAAAUAUUUCAGGAAUUCAAUCUAAUUGAGGCGCGUGUGCCGAUCCUUCGCUUCAAGGACGGUUUCAACGGCAUCGAAGUCGAUCUCAAUUACAACAACUGUGUUGGCAUCAAGAACACCUAUUUGCUGCAAUUGUAUGCGCAGUUGGAUUGGCGAACGCGUCCUCUAGUCGUAAUUGUGAAACUUUGGGCCCAGUACCAUGACAUCAAUGAUGCCAAACGUAUGACGAUAUCAAGCUAUUCGUUGGUCCUAAUGGUGCUCCAUUAUCUGCAGUACGGCUGUGUGCCGCACGUCCUGCCCUGCCUGCAUGCCCUCUAUCCGGAAAAGUUCAAUUUGGGGCAGCAGGACUGCGUAGAUUUGGACCUCAUCGAGCCCAUCGAAACGUAUGCUACGCACAACACCCAGACUCUGGGAGAGCAUUUGUUGGGCUUUUUCAAAUACUACAGCAAUUUCGAUUUUCGAAACUAUGCGAUAUCCGUACGCACCGGUGGAGUGCUGCCUGUGGCCGUCUGUCGCAUGGCCAAGAGCUACAAGAACGAUGCGCAUCAGUGGAAGGAGCUGAACAUUGAGGAGCCCUUCGAUCUGUCGAAUACUGCACGUUCGGUUUACGAUUUCGCUACGUUUGAGCGCGUGAAGAGUGUUUUUGCAGCCUCGGCUCGACGUUUGGAGCACUCGCUGAAUCUCAAUGCCAUAUUCGCACCCAUAGAUCCUAUCUCGCGCCCUCCACUGCAUCAAUACCACCAUCCAACACAACGGAAGCAACAACAGACAUUUUUCAUGCAAAAUUAUGAUGGUAUUGGCGGAAAAAUGGGAAGCACACCACUAGGAAGCCACCCGCCAGCGGCGUCGCAUGUUGCCUGAGAGCAGCUAAGAUCCUUUAUACCAACAAUAAUCGCAACACCGAUGUCUCUAUGAAGAACUACUGGCCCAGAGGCUGGUAAAUGCUGUUUAUGCGAGCGAUCUAUAAGAAAUCAGAAGGACUUUGGCUAUGCAAUAUGUUAAUAAUUCCAAAUUUUAUAGAGUAAACCAAAUAUUAUACAAACACAUAUAUUUUCAACAACUAAAAAGGGUGCGGGCAAUCCGUGAGAGAGCACUUUAAAUUCAUUUUCACCCAGCUAUUGAAAUACCCAUUUAUGUAAAGUCCAUGAAAUGGCACCCAAAGCUAAGUAUGUAAAUUCAAAUUUAACAUUUGGAACCACACCACUAAGUUGGAUUUGAAUAAGUUCGUCUAAAGUUCAACAAUUUAUAUAUUAUAUCAUCGGAAUGUUUGAUGAUCAUGUUUCCUCUUCAAUUUUUUGUAAACAUCCACAAUAUCAUUUUAAAGUUGUAUUUGCUUUUUUAUAAUACUAUAUAUUUAUGUGAAUUUAUUUUCCCCGCAAAAGAUGUAUCAGCCUUCGAGUAUUCAUGUAAUUGAAAAAAGCAUUGUAAAAUCACACCCAAAUAAAAAAGAAAUACAUA
Molecule: messenger RNA, 5834 nt
Organism: Scaptodrosophila lebanonensis
Lineage: Eukaryota; Metazoa; Arthropoda; Insecta; Diptera; Drosophilidae
Product: poly(A) RNA polymerase gld-2 homolog B
Exons: 10
Coding region: 903-5237 (1444 amino acids)
Cellular component (GO): cytosol
Molecular function (GO): poly(A) RNA polymerase activity
Source: RefSeq, a predicted model, not a curated record